Schizosaccharomyces cryophilus OY26 is the source of this 2609-nucleotide messenger RNA. RefSeq names its product nucleoside diphosphatase Ynd1. The transcript has a single exon. The coding region runs from base 533 to 2254 and encodes 573 amino acids. NCBI's taxonomy places the organism in Eukaryota, Fungi, Ascomycota, Schizosaccharomycetes, Schizosaccharomycetales, Schizosaccharomycetaceae. Gene Ontology annotation, cellular component: membrane. Gene Ontology annotation, biological process: nucleoside diphosphate catabolic process. Gene Ontology annotation, molecular function: nucleoside diphosphate phosphatase activity. The record is from RefSeq and is a predicted model, not a curated record.
UUCAUAAUACUAAAGAAUAUAAUACAACCCGUUACUUCACUGAUGGCAGAGGUAAAUAAAUAUUGUGUUCAAAAACGGUGACAAACUACUACUGGCUCGUAUUCAGAAUGAUCGUCUUUCUGUCAAGUCAAUAAACAGUUCAAUUAUAGAAGCGUAUUCGAGGUAAGCCUUCAUAGAACAAUUUCUGAGAUGAAAAAGCUCAACUUGUGUUUAACUAUACUUUCGUUAGACAACCAGGAUCUGUUAGAGUGGAAAAUUCAGUUCAAGAUUAUUAAAGAUUCAUGAAAACUCUAUUAUGUACUUACACACUCAUACGAAAAUUAUCCCAUCUUACCAUGUCAGUUUCCACCUUACUUCAUAGUAAAGACAUUUUAUUACGAUGAUUGUUGACUUACCAGGUACCUUCCAUCGGACAAGCAACCAACCUGGAAAAUUGAUUAAAAUCAUCAAAAGAUCCUUCAUUUUUAUCAAAUAAGAAGACUAUAUAUUAAUUGAUUAAGGGUUGACAGAGAAUUCACUGAAAAAAUUUUAGAUGACACGAAGCUAUGGCAUUUUCAUUGACGCUGGCUCUAGCGGAUCACGACUCCAAAUCUACUCAUGGGCGUUUCCUGGAGAUAGAAAUGGUGUAAAGAGAGAGGCUAAUCUUCCACUGAUUGAACCUGGAAAUGGAGAUGAAGGAGACUGGUCCAUAAAGGUACAUCCGGGCAUUUCCUCAUUUGCCGAGCAGCCCAAGCAUGUUGGGAAGAAACAUUUGAAAAAACUGCUUGAUUAUGCUGAAAAGGUCGUUCCUGAUGACAAGCACGAAGAAACUCCUGUUUUUUUAAGUGCUACGGCUGGUAUGCGACUUUUGCCGCACAAAACACAAAGGAAAAUAUUAGAUAGCGCUUGCCAUUAUAUAAAAAAAGAAUAUAAUUUUUCGCUCCCUGAUUGUGCAUCAAUGGUUCGUGUUAUUGAUGGGAGAGCUGAAGGUAUGUACGGUUGGUUAGCAACGAAUUAUUUGCUUGGAAAUCUUGAUAAAUCUUCUGCAACUUCUACGGGCUUUUUGGACAUGGGCGGUGCCAGUGCUCAAAUUGCCUUUGAGGUUUCUCCUGAAGUGCAGAAAGCAUACGGCGAUAGCGUUAGCACGGUUCAUCUAGGCUUGGAUAAUGGUGAACAAAUAGAAUAUCCUCUCUUUGUUUAUACUUGGUUAGGUUUUGGGACAAGUCAAGCAUACAAUCGGUAUCUGAACGCUUUGGUUGAGGGGAAUCGUAACUCUCCUUCUGAGACUAUCGAUGAACCUUGCUCCCUUCGGGGAAGACAGUAUUCCAAAAAUGGACACUCUUUUACUGGUACGGGAGAUUUAGAACAAUGCUUAAAACAUACGUAUACCCUUCUUAAUAAAGAGGCGCCUUGUUCACAGGAUCCAUGUGGUUUUGACGGUAUAUCUAUUCCGCCGAUUGAUUUUGUUAAUCACGAGUUUGUCGGCGUUUCUGAAUUCUGGUAUACGACAAACGACGUAUUUGAUAUGGGUGGCAGCUAUCAUUUCCCCAAUUUCUACCAAAAGGUUGGUGAUUACUGUGCUUCUGAUUGGGAAUCCAUGCUUUCACGACUUUAUAAUCACCAGUUGUCUCCAUCUACAGACGAAAGUAAGCUGGAGAAGCUUUGUUUUAAAGCUUCUUGGGUUUUAAAUUUUCUGCAUGAAGGAUUCGGUUUUCCUAAAACAAACACAAGUGGUGCUGAUGACCAACAAACGGAUGGACUUGACUUGAUGCCGGCAUACCAUUCUCACUUUACUAGCCUUGAAAAAGUUGAUCGGACCGAAAUUAGUUGGACACUUGGUCAAGUUCUUUUGUAUUCAUCCAAUCAGCAGUUUCUCCAAAGUCCCAAAUAUGCAAACUAUCAAUUGGACGCAUUUGGGAAAUUAAUUCCUUUUAAAGAUUCCUUCCAAGAUAAUAUUAAUGGGUAUAUUUCUGCUCUGAGUGUUCUUCUUUUAAUAUUCAUCUUUGGCUUUUUAUCCUUUAUGUUGGCUCUUAAUCCUAAGAGAAGGACAAGGUUCAAAAAUUUUUUGCUUCGAGUUCGCGGUAUGAAGGGUCGAUAUAUUGUGAACGCUCAUGGCGAUUACGAAGACAUCGCAGAUUUUGACGAUGAUCUAGAAAUGACUAGCUUUUCAAAAUCGAGAGCUGCUCCUAUUCGCACUACUUCCAGUCAUAUUCUUGCUGAUCAUUUGGCUUUCAAUUUUAGUCGAGAGCGAACACCAAGAUCUCCUUUACCUUAAUUUGUUCCUACUGUAUGCUUAAUUUUGCCGCUCGCUAUCAACUUCUUUCAUUAUAGUUUUGCCUUAAUAUGUUCUUUACUCUGUCAUCUAAAAUUAGGGUUUCAUUUCUUUCCCACCUCUUUCUACCAAUUUGGCAUAUAUGUUUAUUUAUUUAAUUCUUUUUCCCUUUCAAUAAUCUUUGGAUACAUCAUUCUUUAAUGCUGCCUUUUAUAGGCAUGUAGAUUAGAUACAUUUUGACUUCUCAUAAAACACCCUUUAACUGGUUGUAAUUGUCAAUCAAAAGGAAUUGAGUAGUAUCUAGCUAUUUUAUUUUUUGUUUACUUUCUAAUAUAAUGUAUGCUAAUUUGAUCCUAUA